AUGAUCAUUACGGAUGAUACCCCGCCCUCGCCCUCCAAGAAUGCGCAACCGCUCCCCGGCGAUCAGAACCACAGCGAUACCAAUCCUGCGCCUCCUGCGUAUACCGGUUAUCAGCAGGGUCAAGCCUACCCUGGCCCCGUCCCCAGUGGCUCAGGAUAUGUCCCAAUAAUCGACGCGGAACCUCUCCCUGAACCAGCAGGGAAGCGGUUCUUCAAGGCGUUCGGCGUUGCGUUGGUCAUCUAUUUCCUUCUGGUUGUGUUCACCGGCAGCGCCAUUGAUGUAGGACAGAGCCAUAGGCGCAGGGUGAGUGGAGUCGUCUGUCUGUUACCAGUCCCCGUUUGA
This is a messenger RNA of Sparassis crispa, 342 nucleotides long. RefSeq lists its product as hypothetical. The record is from RefSeq and is a predicted model, not a curated record. Bases 1 to 342 code for a protein of 113 amino acids. The transcript has a single exon. Lineage: Eukaryota; Fungi; Basidiomycota; Agaricomycetes; Polyporales; Sparassidaceae.